UUAAAGAUGGCGGAGUGCUUGGCUGCACGUUUGGCCGCUCAGGAGGAGCAAAUUUUGCUCCUCACCAGGGAAAUAUCCACGCUCCGGGAUGGCCUGGGUCAAGGUCUAGACGCCGCCGGUCUCGCGGUGGUCUCUCCGGAGCUGGAGAACCUGCGGACGGAGAAUGAGAAGCUCAGGUAUCGGCUGCUGCACCUCCGGCGGGGUCUUCAGGCGGAGUUGGAGCUGGAGGAGGCGCGGGGCAAGAGGCAACAAGGAGCCAAGUGUGACAAAGCUCCGCAGAAAAAUACCAGCAAACCUCAGCAGACAAACAACCGAGCUGACAAUAACAAGGUGGCAACUGUGAGUACAAAAACAGGUGAUGGGAACAAGAAAGAGAAGAAACACGACAAGGUGCAAGGAGAUGGAGGCAUGAAAGAGCUGAAUCCCUGGCCUGAAUACAUUGCAGAGCGUCUCAGUCUUUAUGAGGAACUAAAGAGAGAGAGUGAUGCCCUGCAGUCAAAAAAAGCUGCAGACAGUAAGCCCAUUACAGUGGAGCUCCCAGAUGGGAGAAAGGUGGAGGGCAAAGCUUGGCUCACUACUCCAUAUCAGCUGGCCUGUAAUAUCAGCCAGGGUCUUGCUGACAAUGCUGUGAUUUCUCGGGUAAAUGGGGAACUGUGGGACCUGGACAGGCCUCUUGAGCAGGACUGCUCACUUGAGAUCUUGCGCUUUGACAAUGAGGACGCUCAGGCUGUGUACUGGCAUUCCAGUGCUCACAUCCUGGGGGAGGCAAUGGAGCGCUUUUAUGGGGGUUGUUUAUGUUAUGGACCUCCCAUAGAAAACGGUUUCUACUACGACAUGUUCCUGGAUGGACAAAAGGGUGUGUCCAGCAUGGAGUUUGGGGACCUGGAAGCUUUAUGUAAAGCUGUGGUGAAGGAAAAACAGCCCUUUGAGAGACUUGAAGUCAGCAAGGAGACACUACUAAAAAUGUUUAAGUACAACAAAUUUAAAUGCCGCAUUCUCAAUGAGAAAGUCACCACCCCAACUACUACAGUCUAUAGAUGUGGACCCUUGAUUGACCUGUGCAGAGGUCCACAUGUCAGACAUACAGGCAAGAUCAAGGCCAUGAAGAUCUACAAGAACUCUUCCACCUACUGGGAGGGACGCUCUGACAUGGAAACUCUGCAGAGGCUCUAUGGGAUAUCCUUCCCAGACUCAAAGAUGUUGAAGGAAUGGGAACGUUUUCAGGAGGAGGCCAAGAACAGAGACCAUCGCAAGAUUGGAAAAGACCAAGAGCUCUUCUUCUUCCAUGAUCUCAGCCCAGGCAGUUGUUUCUUCAUGCCACGGGGAGCUUACAUCUACAACACACUGACAGAAUUCAUCAGGGAUGAGUACUGGAGAAGAGGCUUUCAGGAAGUAGCCUCCCCCAACAUUUAUAACAGCAAACUGUGGGAGACAUCUGGCCACUGGCAGCACUACAGCGAAAAUAUGUUCUCCUUCCCCGUGGAAGAUGACAUAUUUGCUCUGAAGCCAAUGAACUGCCCCGGGCACUGUUGUAUAGACAUCUGUGUCAGAAAAGUAUUGUCUAUGGAAAGACAAUGGGAAGUGUUUUUAUUUUUUUGUUUCUUUUGCUACAAUUACAGAAAAGAUGGGGAUGACAAAUCCAGACCAGUCAUUAUCCAUCGUGCCAUUUUAGGCUCAGUGGAAAGGAUGAUUGCCAUUCUGACAGAGAACUAUGCAGGGAAAUGGCCUCUGUGGCUCUCUCCACGUCAGGUGAUGUUAGUGCCUGUCAACCCAUCCUGUGAGGAUUACGCAAAGAAGGUGUGUAAGCAGUUUACAGAAGCUGGUUUUAUGGCAGAUGCCGACCUGGACUCCAGCUGCCUUCUAAACAAGAAAAUCCGCAAUGCUCAGCUGGCACAAUAUAACUUCAUUCUUGUGGUUGGAGAGAAGGAGAAGAUGACUAACAGUGUCAAUGUACGCACAAGGGACAACAAAGUCCACGGAGAACUAGCGGUGUCCGAGGUGAUGGCACGCCUGACCCUGCUCAAACAGUCUCGCUGUCAAAAUGCAGAAGAGGAGUUCUGAUCUAGGCAGACAGCUUGGAUUUUAAUACGUCAAACAUGAAACAGCAACAAGGGACACAAGAUGGUUUUUGGGAAAGUGCAGACAAAAUAAACUGAUACUCUGUAAGUGGAUGUAAUGACUGGGCCUGCACAACUACUCUGCAGUGCUCUUGUGAUUGUCAGUGAACGGGGGAAAACUGUUUGUAGGUAGCGUGGGUUUGAAAUUAUGUCAAGGUAAUCUAAGUGUAUCUAAGUGUAGAAAAGUUACUCAAUAACUUAAGGAAACGACGUGAAGACAGUGACAUGAAAGUUGUGUGAAUUUUACACUAAUCUAUUUUCACCAAGAUCUGCCUCUGCCUGGAAAUUCAGGAAUAAUAAUAAUAAAAAAAAAAUUC
Neolamprologus brichardi is the source of this 2434-nucleotide messenger RNA. The record is from RefSeq and is a predicted model, not a curated record. Lineage: Eukaryota; Metazoa; Chordata; Actinopteri; Cichliformes; Cichlidae.